AUGGCUCAGCCUGCCCCGAAUCGCGACUUUCUUUUCACGCCUGACAGGUUCCAUGGCAAUUCGACCAAUCCACUUCCUGUCGGACUGUCUGUUGUGCCGAAUAUUCCCAACAGUGGGUUUCCUUUCCCAACUCCGGCAGGAACUCAUCUUACUACGACCAUGACAUUAAAGCCUGUUCGUACAGCCGCGAUCACCACUGGCAACUCUAAGACAAAGACCGCAACCGCCAUUCGAAACUUGCCGCGUUCUAGCGAGCAGUGUGCCCAGGUUCUCAGGUCUCACAAUCUAUGGGAGAAGCUCAAGUCGUACUGUCCGGGGGGCGGCGGUGUUACCCCUCCUGAGGCACCUGUACCCUAUCCGUCCCAUCCGCUCCACAACAUACUUCUUCCUGCGGAUCUUCUGACCAAUAGAAACUUCCAUCAGCCAUUGAAUUUGGUUGACCGAGCAAAUACGGCCUUCCACAACGCGCAAGCGAUGGCUGUCCAGAAUUUGACAACUACGACUUGGGUCCCCGGCCAGACAUAUCAGCUGACAGCCGGCGACCAACAGUAUAAGGCGAUCGUAGAUCUAUGGGGACACUUCCUUCUCACCGUCAACAGACCGCCCGCAGUCAUUACAAGUGAACCUGCGAUGCAGGAUGAGGUUCUGGUUCAGAUAUUAGAAGUCCUGAAUCUACUUGUGCGACAUCUUCCCCCCCCCCCCCCGGACAUGAACAUCCCUUUCGACGGAGGUGCUGCCUCCUUCUACCCACAGUGGGGCCGUGCAUGCGCCGGUGUUCACAGGAACCGAAGCAUAGAUCCGAAGACGGACUACAAGAAGGCGGGGUUUCCCGACUUUCUAUUCUAUCGAAUAGCCUCUCCAGAGCAGACACCGGCAGUCGUAGAAGUGAAGACAAUGUGGGUGUACCCCGACGCGCUCGUGGACGAUAUAUGCAGCGUGGAAGUGGCUGACAGUAUCACGGGCAAAUUUAAAUUUGUGGGGGAAACCAGAGCCCAUGCAUUGAUAAGACAGAUCUGGGGGGAACUUGUGUUUUUCUCCGCCACUUCGGGUUUUUGGGUGAACGGUAGCUGCGUUUUUAUCUUUGUCAGGACCGGGCGAAAUCAGAUCACGCUGUCCGAUAGGAAGCCCUUGACGAGUCCCGAUGUCAUACACGCGUUGGCUGGCAUGACGUUCGCAGCCAUGGACACCGGCUUGCGUCCUUGGUUGGUCGACUGGCUGUGCCCCUACAAUGACCGUCGCGCUGACUGGGUGCUGUGA
Messenger RNA from Gloeophyllum trabeum ATCC 11539, 1257 nucleotides. RefSeq lists its product as uncharacterized. The coding region runs from base 1 to 1257 and encodes 418 amino acids. The record is from RefSeq and is a predicted model, not a curated record. The transcript has 3 exons. NCBI's taxonomy places the organism in Eukaryota, Fungi, Basidiomycota, Agaricomycetes, Gloeophyllales, Gloeophyllaceae.